AUGUUUUAAUUUAAAUUUCGUUUUAAAUACAUUAUAUCAUCGAAUUCAUAAGAUCUAUGAAUGUUCAUGAACAGUAUACAUAAAUUUAAUUUUGAUGGGAAAUUAGUACUCAUUAUGACAAUCUCUCGAUCGGUUCUGUUUCAUCUUUUUGAUACUUGAUAGUCAAACUUGCCUCGAAGACUAUUGCUCCUUACCUUAUAAAAGUUGAAAGUUUUUUAACAAAAUGUCCAUGUACAGAACGCAUUGACUUUGACUAAUAAUUUGCUUAGAAAUGAUUAUGACAACACAAUAAAUCAAAGGGCCGGUGCAAUACACGGCCAUACACAAUCAAUGGAGAUUCUGAUUUCUCUGCGCGUUUGUUUACUUCUCCUUCCGAUGAUUAAAUCGGGAGUAGCUGAUCAAAACGACGGCAUUUUAAAGGAGGUUAGGGUGGGAUUGGUAGUUGACUGUGGUUCCACGGAAGGAAAAAUCCUCGAGACUUCGUUUUCCUUGGCCCUUUCAGAUUUCUAUGGCAUCAACAACGAAUAUGGAACCAUUACCAUAGUCUCUGUUUUAGCUAGAGACCCUCUCCUUGUCUUUGCCGCUCGUGAGUUAAGUUUCAUCUUCUUUAAAUCUUUCUCCGUCAAACUAUUUUAUUCGUUAUUUGUUCAUGAAUGUAACAGUUACAAACUCUCAAGAAUGCAAAAGUCGAAGCUAUUGUUGGUGCACAAUCAUUACAAGAAUGCAGCAGUUAGAGCAUGUUUAAUGGUAAAACUCUUAAAUGUCUCUUAAUGAAAAAGCCAAAGUUCUUGUAAUAAAGUGAUCAUUGGUGUAUAGCUCCAAAAAAAUUUGAAAAAUAACUAUAUAAGAUAUAUAAGCCCCAGAAUUCAAGUUUAAGUAUCCAUCGCUUUGGAUUCAAGAGACUUUGUUAAAACUAAUAUAAGUUCUUGAGAAUAUAAAAAAAAAAACAAGAAAACAAAAAAUGAAGGUAGUGAUCAAUGUCAUGACAAAUUCUACAAAUUUCUUUUAGUUAGAUUUUGGAGUUGUUCGGAUAAAGCUCUAGUGACUACAGUCAUGAUCACAUAAGAGCCUUAUAAAAAAUUUCGGUCUUCUAUUAAGAUUGUGUGAUUGGAACUGAAUUAGUUAACAAUUAACAAUUAAUAAAUUAUAUUUAAAUAUCAACAUUUUCUCUUUUAUAAAAAUGUCAUUUUAAUUAUUCUUUAAUAAAUUAUUAUUUUUAUAAACUUUUUUGUCCUUCAUGAAUAUAUUAGCAAAGAUUUAUUUUCUAGUUAAUACAUUAAAGUAGUAAAGUUUGAAUUAAAAUAUUAUUUACAAUUUUUUAUUGAAAAUAUAAAAUGAUAUUUUUGUGAAAUAAAAAUGAAAAUCUUAAAAUGGCAUUUUUGUAAAAUUGAGAGUAAUUUUUUGUUCUAUUUUUGAAAGAAUUGAUAUGUUCUCAAGAUUUACGCUAAUUGAGUUACCAAAUUACAAUCUUAAUUUGUUGACUCUAAUUCUGCAAUAAUAACUACAAGUUUUAAGAAAAAAAUAUUAAAUGGUUGCCAUUUUAUUAGUCAAAUAUGCGAAUUAAUCACUUUAGUGAACAUUAAAUGUUUACAACCAAUAAAAAUUUCUUCUGUUUUUUUCCUAUAAAUAUAUUGUGCACGUGCAUUGUUUUAUUAAGACACAAAACUAAAAAACCUACCAAAAACCAAACACUCCGGCUCCUAAAAACGUGACAAUGAAACAUACAAAAAGAAAGCAAAAAAUGAAGAUGAAUAAGUUUGAAGCCUAAGAAGACAGAAUGAUUAUGUUUUCAAAACAUAAAGCUGAGAUUUUAAAGAAGAUGAACGAUCUUGAUGUGGAAGCAUCUUUUUGGUUUUCUCUCAAACCGGAAAGCCUCAUACAUUCACAUAUAUGUCCAUGGAAGAUGUUGUUGGUCGAGUAAAGAGUUCUUUGGGACAUGAACCUUCCGGAAAAGAUGAGAUCAUUAGUGGAAGCUUAUAAGCGGCAAAAGAUCGAGGAGCUCAUGAAAAAUAAUGAUGAUCUCGCUGAGGAGAUAGAAAUGGAGGAGGGGAAUGGAAAGAAAUGGUGGAAUAUUCCAGAUGAAAGCUUGAGCGUGGAGGAGUUGAAGCGGAAGCACCAAGGUUUGUUGAGUUACAUAAUAGCUUAUGAGAUAAGGCUUUACAACGGUCGGGAAAAAAAUGGUGAUGGUUCGUCUUCUUGUCCUGCGAGACAUGGACAUUGUGGUGGUAGCAAAGCAGAAUUAAGCGUGUGAACAAACUUGAUUUAAUCUAAUCCAGUUUGAAUUGCUGAUUUUUAUGUUAUUUUCCUUUGUCGUGUCUUAAUAGAUUUGGUUAUAUAAUUGAUGUAAUGAAUCAUGAACUAUUCAUCAUCUUCUCUUUAUUUCUAAGCUAGUGUCUUUGGAAUUUCAUUUUAAAGUUUAUGUUUAUAAUCUUCUCGGACCUAAAAGACAAAAACCAUAAUGGUAUAAUUAAUUAAUUCAUUGCCGCUAUCCAGAAUCGUAUUUGAUCGUUUUAAUUUAAAUUUCGGCGUACUGUAUAUACAUUUUAUGAACAGUAUGCAUAAAUUUAGUUUGAUGAGAAACUAUAUUUGCACUUUUUUCCUUGAACCAUAGGAAGGCGAAACUUAAUUUUCAAAAUUAUGCGUAACCAACUUUUACAAAGACUUUACCAUAUUAAAAAAACAGAAAAACUAUGAAUAACUACUUCUUUAUAAUCUUCACAUCUGUAAUGAUUUUUAUUAAAAUUUAAUAUAGUAUAUAACCCACAAAGUUCUUAAACAAAUGAUUGAUAUAUUGUAUCUAUAUUUGCCCACACGUACUUGUAGUUGUAUUGUUAAACAGAUUGCCCAUGCUCUUGCAUUAACAUGCUGCAUUAACAUGCAUGCAUACAUGCACCUCAUUUAGACGUGCCGUGAUAUAUUGCUUGUUUUGUGGAAAGCUCUCGUCCCUUGAUCUAAUUUAUUGCAAGGAAAUUCACAACCAGUCCACAUUAUACACUAGUUUAACCAUCUCUAGAUCGGUUCUGUUUCAGCUUUGAUACUUGAUAGUCAAACUUGCCUCGAAGACUUUUGCUCCUUAUAAAAGUUGAAAGUUUUGACAAUGUCCAUGUACAAAACUCAUUGACUUUGACUAUGCGAUAUAAAUUAUUUGAAAUGAUUACGACAACAACAAUAAAUCAAAGGGAACCGUGCAAUAGCAAUACACAGCCAUAAACAAUCAAUGAAGAAUCUGAUUUCUCUGCUCAUUUGUUUUCUCCUCUUUCCGACGAUUAAAUCGAGAGUAGCUGAUCAAAACGAGGGAGUUUUAAAAGAGGUUAGGGUUGGAUUGGUGGUAGACUUGGGUUCCACGGAAGGAAAAAUCCUCGAGACUUCUUUUGCCUUGGCGCUUUCAGACUUCUAUCGCAUCAACAAUGAAUAUCAAACCAGAGUCUCUGUUUUAGCUAGAGACUCUCAAGGAGACCCUCUCCUUGCCUUUGCCGCCGUUACAAACCUUAUCAAGAAUGCAAAAGUGGAAGCUAUUAUUGGGGCACAAUCAUUACAAGAAGCGAAGCUUCUUGCAACAGUUAGUGAAAAAGCUAAAGUUCCGGUAUUAUCACUUCUUGCUCCAAACUCAUUAUCUUUGAACAAGUAUGAUCACUUUAUUCAAACCACGCACGAUCCGACAUCAGAAGCUAAGGGUAUAACAAGUCUCAUACAUGAUCUAAACCAGACAUCGGUUGUGGUUAUAUACGAGGAUGCUGAUGAUUGGAGAGAGAGUUUGCAAUCACUCGUGGAGCAUUUUCAAGAUGAAAGAAUCAGCAUCAACCGUACUGCUUCUUUCUCCGAAUCAUCAGGAGAGAACCAUAUGAUGAAUCACCUAAGGAAGGUUACUAAGGUCUCAAGAACAGCAGUUUUCGUGGUGCAUAUGUCUAAUAGUCUUGUUUCUCGUCUCUUACAUUGUGCGGAGAAGUUAGGUCUGAUGGAACAAGGUCAUGUUUGGAUUCUCACCGCAAGAACCAUGCAUCAUUUUCAUUUCUCGGAUCAUUUCUCAACUAGGUCUAUGCAAGGGGUGAUUGGUUUCAGAUCCUACGUUCCAGUAUCAUCAAAUAUUAUGAAUUUUACUUCAAUAGCGACAAAUACAUUGAUGGAAACUAAGCGUUAUAGUGCAUGGGCACACGCCGUUGCUUCUAUUCUAGCAAACGCAGCUGAGAGAAUGAGUCUAAAAACAUCUGAAAAUGUAUCAUCAAACCUUCUUGAGACAAUGAGGCAGAGUAGUUACAAGGGUUUGAGUCAUGGUGGUGACAUCCAAAUGGUUGGCAACAAGUUUAUUUUAGGUACAUUUGAGAUUGUGGAUAUGGUUGGAACAAGGGAGAGAAGAAUAGGAUUAUGGAGUUGUGAUAGUUUUUGUGGAAUAAGAAGAGAUGUCAUGGCUUCUUCAACCAAUGAUCUUGAGAUCCCAAGACACCGUUUUCUGGAAGAGAAUGGUGAAACUAAGAAGGUUCUUAGGGUCUUAGUUCCAGCAGGAAACAAGGUUCCAAAUCUAGUGUCCAUGCGUCUUGAUCCUGAAACAGGUGUCUACACUGCCACUGGAUUCUGCAUAGAAGUUUUCAAGACUUGCAUUGCUCCUUUUAACUACCAGCUAGAGUUCAUACCUUAUAAUAACGGAAGCUAUAACAACCUUGCUUAUCUACUCUCUACUCAGAGUGACAAAUACGAUGCCGCUGUUGGUGAUAUAACCAUCACUUCCAACAGAUCUUUGUAUGUUGAUUUCACUCUGCCUUUCACAGACAUUGGUAUAGGAAUCUUGACGGUAAAGAAGAAAAGCCAAGGCAUGUGGACUUUCUUUGACCCUUUUGAUACAUCCUUGUGGCUAGCAAGUGGAGCUUUCUUUAUCUUGACUGGAGUUGUUGUUUGGUUGGUUGAACGGUCCGUUAAUCCGGAGUUUCAGGGCUCUUGGGGACAACAACUUUGUAUCAUGCUCUGGUUUGGAUUCUCAACCAUUGUCUUUGCUCAAAGAGAGAAGCUGGUGAAAAUGUCAUCAAGAUUCUUAGUCAUAGUUUGGCUUUUUGUGGUGCUGAUAUUGACAUCAAGUUAUAGUGCAAAUUUAACAUCAACCAAGACCAUUUCUCGCAUACAACUUAACCAUCAGGCGGUUUUCGCCUCUACCACUUUAAAUAAUAUGAAGCUUGGAUCCAUAAAUGCAGUAGAUGCAUAUGCUCAAGGUCUGCGUGAUGGAACUCUUAGUCAUAUUAUCAAUGAGCUACCCUAUCUCAACCUCCUUCUUGGAUACUAUCCAGAUGCUUUUGUAAUGACAGAUAGAGAGAGUAGUACCAAUGGCUUUGGCUUUAUGUUCCAGAAAGGUUCAAGUUUGGCUACUAAUGUUUCACGAGAAGUCGCAAAGUUAAGGGCAUUGGGAACUUUGAAAGACAUGGAGAAGAGAUGGUUUCAGAAGCUGGAUUCAUUGAAUGUACGUUCCAACGCUGAAGAUGUUGCAUCUCUUAAUGACGUCGAUGAAGCAUCUAAUCGGUUUAGCUUCCGUGAGUUGCGUGGUUUGUUCAUCAUUGCUGGAGUUGCUCAUGUUCUUGUAAUAGCCCUACAUCUCGUUCAUAUGCGUCAGGAGCUACUCACCAAACUACAAAGCUUCUACUAGUAAAAAAAAUGAUUCAUCAUUCAUAAGAUGAUGCAGUAUAGGUAUAGCCUUCGAGUUACAACUUUCAAGAACAAGAAAGUACAGUUGUAAAGUUUUGAAAUGAAUGUCACAUGUAAAUAUAGUACUUUUUUUUUGGGGUGAAAAUGAUAAUAAUAUAUAUAUAUAGUACUUGCUCCUAGUUCUAAGUAUAUAUCAAUUUUAUUUCAUGCUAUAUAAGUCAGAACAACACCAAAAUUACUCAAGACAAGAAUAGAAGAAGCAUUAUAAAUUCUUUUUAAACAAUUCUUUUUAGUAUUUCUGAAUAAGAUUUUGAACUAAGUUUAUAAUCAGCAUGCAUAUAUGCUGGUUGCAUUUUUCUGUUGCAAAUAUACGUCAUCUCAUACGCAACUUUUUGGAUACUAUCAUGAAUAUUAAAUCGAACAUUUUACAUUCAACUUUACGUUGACUUAAGGAAAUAAUAAAAAUACUAGGCUUGGUUUUAAAUAAUGUAGAAGAGUCCAUAUAAAAGAAGCAAAGAACAUAGAAUUAUAUUAUUUGUGGAAGUUAUUACUUGGGGGCGUUACUUCUAGAAAAUUUGAAAUCGUCUACUAAAAUGGGCCGCACUUGUCAAACGCGAUGCGUUUCAUGCCAAACCGACUUG
This is a messenger RNA of Brassica napus (rape), 6266 nucleotides long. RefSeq names its product glutamate receptor 1.1-like. Gene Ontology annotation, molecular function: glutamate-gated receptor activity. The record is from RefSeq and is a predicted model, not a curated record. Bases 3218 to 5626 code for a protein of 802 amino acids. NCBI's taxonomy places the organism in Eukaryota, Viridiplantae, Streptophyta, Magnoliopsida, Brassicales, Brassicaceae. Gene Ontology annotation, cellular component: plasma membrane. The transcript has 5 exons.